AUGCCCAAGAGAACAACCCUUACUGAAGAACAGAAAAAUGAACUUUGUACCUAUGCUUGUUGGGGUCUUAGAGUCGACGAAAGCACAAUUUCACGUAUCUUGAAGACAUCUGAGGAACAACUUGGCAAUGGAAUCAGUAAUUUUAAAACAAAGCAUCACAGAGCUGUUAUCUAUCCAGAACUUGAUCUCGCCCUUAAAGAGUUCGUGCUGAUUUAUCAGCAUCGAACAGUUUUAACUGAUGCUUUACUUGUCAAAAAAGCAAAGGUACUUGCUGAUAGUUUGGAAAUCCCUCAAGGAACACUAAAUUUUUCUUCUAGCUGGCUUUAUAAAUUCAAGAAUCGAAAUGGUAUUCGUCUACAACAGCUUCAAGGAGAAGCCACAUCCGCUAACAUGGAUUCUGCCCAUGGACGCCGGUAUCAUUAUGAGUUUCAAGAGGAAUUAUCGUCGCCUUCAUGUUCGGAUUUUUGCCAAACCACUAACCCAGUUCUCAAUGAUAUUGCCGAUGCACUUAAUGCUCUUGACCUUCUUGACUCUAUGCAAGUUGAAGAGUAUUUGGCAAUCUCUGAAGAAAAUAUCGUUUAUGAAGUUCUCUCCAAUGAUCAAGUUAUUACAGAGCUUGUUAAAACAUUCAGAACAAAUGAACCAACAAACAUUAACUUGAAAGAUGAAGACGAUAGCUUUGAAGCCCCUAUUGUUAGUACCAACACGGCAAUUGCAAGUUUGAAAACCAUGCGUAUGUUUUUGCUUCAGCAGGAUUGUACGGAAGAAUAUGUUAAUUUUGUGAGAAGGAUUGAAAAAUUUAUCAAAAAGACAAAG
This is a messenger RNA of Dentiscutata heterogama, 816 nucleotides long. The record is from the annotation of a GenBank genome assembly. Lineage: Eukaryota; Fungi; Glomeromycota; Glomeromycetes; Diversisporales; Gigasporaceae.